AUGUCAACAGCAGACCAUCAAGAAGCCGAUAUCGACUCCAUAGUUGAUAGAUUACUAGAAGUUAGAGGAUCACGUCCAGGCAAACAAGUUACUCUUGCGGAACACGAGAUUCGUUAUCUUUGUACCAAAGCUAGAGAAAUUUUCAUUCAACAACCAAUCUUGUUGGAAUUGGAAGCACCCAUCAAGAUUUGUGGUGAUAUUCAUGGACAAUAUUACGACUUGUUGAGAUUGUUUGAAUAUGGUGGAUUCCCACCUGAAGCCAACUAUUUGUUUCUUGGUGAUUACGUUGAUAGAGGUAAACAAAGUUUGGAAACCAUUUGUCUUUUGUUGGCUUACAAGAUUAAAUACCCUGAGAAUUUCUUUAUCUUGAGAGGUAAUCAUGAAUGUGCAUCAAUUAAUCGUAUUUAUGGGUUUUACGAUGAAUGUAAACGAAGAUAUAAUAUAAAACUUUGGAAAACUUUUACUGAUUGCUUCAAUUGUUUACCAAUUGCUGCCAUUAUUGAUGAAAAAAUAUUCACCAUGCAUGGUGGAUUAUCACCCGAUUUGAAUUCAAUGGAACAAAUUAGAAGAGUUAUGCGUCCAACUGAUAUUCCUGAUGUUGGAUUAUUGUGUGACUUGUUGUGGUCGGAUCCUGAUAAGGACAUUACUGGUUGGUCAGAAAAUGAUCGUGGUGUUUCUUUUACUUUUGGCCCUGAUGUUGUUUCGCGUUUUUUACAAAAACAUGAUAUGGAUUUAAUUUGUCGUGCUCAUCAAGUUGUUGAAGAUGGAUAUGAAUUUUUCAGUAAACGUCAAUUGGUUACAUUAUUUUCAGCUCCCAAUUAUUGUGGUGAGUUUGAUAAUGCUGGUGCAAUGAUGUCGGUUGAUGAAUCAUUAUUGUGUUCAUUUCAAAUUUUAAAACCAGCUGAUAAAAAACCAAGGUAUCCUUCCUCGGCUGGAUCUUCAAUUGGCGGUGGCGCUGGUGGUGCUGGUGGUGCUGGUGGUAAUAGACCAAACCCCAAUACCAAGAAACCAAAGAAGCCAACCAAAUAA
This is a messenger RNA of Lodderomyces parapsilosis, 1029 nucleotides long. It is a transcript of the gene GLC7, whose product is annotated as type 1 serine/threonine-protein phosphatase catalytic subunit. Bases 1 to 1029 code for a protein of 342 amino acids. The record is from RefSeq and is a predicted model, not a curated record. The transcript has a single exon. Gene Ontology annotation, cellular component: nucleus; cytoplasm. Gene Ontology annotation, molecular function: protein serine/threonine phosphatase activity. NCBI's taxonomy places the organism in Eukaryota, Fungi, Ascomycota, Pichiomycetes, Serinales, Debaryomycetaceae.